AUGUCUAGUAAAAGAGGUAAAAAACGAUUAAAAAAAUCUACCCAAAAACCAAUUCAUUAUGUUCAACUUCGAACUCAUCGACAAUGGCCAAAUGAAUCAAAUUAUAAGUCUCAUAUUGAAGUACAUAAUUCGAAAUUAAAACCAAUUGUAUAUGAUAUUGAUCGUCAUUUAAAUAAUAAAUGGAUUAAUAUUCGACGAUCACAAUUAAUUAAUGAUUUAAAUGAAACUUAUCAACAAGAAAUAAAAAAUUAUUUUUUACAUAAAAUAAAUUUAAUUGAUUAUAGAUAUUUUUCUUUAAAUAAUCAAUUUGAUGAAAAUGAAAAAUUUAUCCGAGAAAGUUUUAGUCGUUCAAUUGAAAUAACUGAUCAACUUAUCUAUUUAUAUAAACAAAUAGAAAAUGGUGAACGUUAUAUUUAUGAAUAUCGUCUAAAUAUAUUAAAAUAUGAAUUUGAACAAGAACAGCAAUCUUUAAAACAUUUAUUUAUUGAUAGAGAAAUAAAUGAACUUAAUAAUCAAAUAAAUAUUUUAAAUGCUAUCGAACAAGAUGAUGCUCUUAAACAAUUUAUACAAUUUAAACUUGAUAAACGAGAAUUACAAGAAAAAUUUGUUAAAGAAAUCACAAUGUUACGCUCAGAUUUUCAAAUACAAAUUACAUCCUUAAAAUCAACAGUAAAUCAAAUAAUUUAUUCCAAUGAACAGCAAACAAGUAUUAUUUCUAAACAAUGUCGUUCUUUAUACGAUAAAACAAUUAAAUCAAAAGAACGUAUUGAUCAAGAAAUGAUAUCAGUUUAUAUUUUAAAAAGAAAAAUUAAACAAAUAAAAAAAUUGAUUAAUCACAUUGAUACAAAUACUAAUCAGAUUAAUCGAUUUAAACAUUGUCCACAAGAUCAUCAAAGUAAAAAUGAAGAUUAA
This is a messenger RNA of Adineta steineri, 912 nucleotides long. The record is from the annotation of a GenBank genome assembly. NCBI's taxonomy places the organism in Eukaryota, Metazoa, Rotifera, Eurotatoria, Adinetida, Adinetidae.